UUGGCCCGGCCGAACAAGGCGAUUUCCCUAAUAAGUUUCGAAACCACCGUUCCUUCCUCUGUGUAGUCCCUUCAAAGUUUUCUUCUUUCCUCACUCUUUCUCCGUCUUGAUUUCGAAGAAACUCAGGGUUGGAGAUCCGAAAUCUUUUAUUUUCGGGUUUUACCCCGAAGACCUGGAAUAAUUGAAAUCAGAUAUUUUAGUUAGAGUGAGAUGUGUCCCUUUCAAUUUGCUUUAACUUUUUUCCAUUGAUUGCUUUAUAAUGAUAAAAGGUAGUAAUCUUUGAUGGAGGAUUGCGGUAGCCGACGAUGGGAUGAGCUAUUCCCUGAUGCAUUGGGUCUCAUAUUUAAGAAUUUGUCACUCCAGGAGAUACUUGUUGUAAUUCCAAGGGUUUGCAAAUCAUGGAGAGAAACAGUGUUGGGGCCUUACUGUUGGCAGGAGAUAGACAUUAUGGAUUGGAGCUUACUUCGAGAUGCCGUUAGCGUCAAUACAAUGCUUCAAUUGUUGAUUUCAAGGACCUCUGGUUACCUUCGCAAGCUCUGCAUUAGUUCUCUCCCUAAUGACUCUAGUUUGUCCCUGAUUGCAAAAUAUGGCAAAGUUCUUCAUACUUUACGGGUACCAAGAAGUGAAAUAACGAAUUCAACUGUAGAACAGGUUGCUGACAGGCUUUCUGCUGUAACUUCUUUGGAUUUAAGCUUUUGUAAAAACAUUGGAGCACCAGCCCUUGAGGCUGUUGGGAAGCAUUGUGUGAAUCUCAUAGGGUUGCGCAGAGUUAUGUGUCCUUUUGAAGCCAUUGACAGGUCUUCUCAAGAUGACGAGGCUCUUGCAAUUGCAUCAACGAUGCGUAAGCUCAAGCGGCUUGAGAUAGCCUAUUUGCUCGUCAAUACUGAAUCAGUUCUGAAAAUCUUGGAGAACUGCCCAGAGCUUGAGUAUUUAGAUGUGCAAGGGUGUUGGAAUGUGAUACUAGAUGAGAGGUUCAAGAAGUUUUCGAAGGUGAAGUUGAUCGGUCCACUGGAAGAGUUUUCGGAGAUGAUCAGAUGGGAUGGUUGCUCAGAUUCUUCUAGCUACUUGAUUUGGGAUUUUGUGGCUGAUGAAUUAGAUGAUCAAUUUGACAUGCUGGAGUUUUUGGGAGAAGAUUACACAAGUGUGGAUGACGAGGAGUAUGCUUUUGAGGAGCAUGUUUAUCCUGAUUGGCCUGAGGAGUCUCCUUGAAUUUUGCUCAUGCCUAAGUCUUUGGCUACCAUUUCAAUGUCAAAUCCGAGAGAAAUGGUGAGCCUUUGAUUUCACUUGGUUAACCAAAGAGUAGCAACCCUUGAAAUUUGUAACCUUUAUGGUUGGUUAAUUUAUCUAUUCAAGACAGCUUCUUCCCAUGGAUAUUUGAUAUUUGUAGUCUUAUCUUCUUCCACGGGUGAUCAUCGGUCGGGUGGGGUGGUUUUGUACAAAAACUGAGGCAAUAAACCAACCUAGUUAGUUUACACCAAGUUAAACCGACAACCAAUGUUCAGCGGGUUGGUUUCAAUUGGUUCGAUAUUUUUAGUUCAGUUUGGUCGAUUCGUUUUUCUUGCCA
This is a messenger RNA of Cucumis melo (muskmelon), 1564 nucleotides long. RefSeq names its product F-box protein FBW2-like. Bases 283 to 1209 code for a protein of 308 amino acids. Gene Ontology annotation, molecular function: protein binding. NCBI's taxonomy places the organism in Eukaryota, Viridiplantae, Streptophyta, Magnoliopsida, Cucurbitales, Cucurbitaceae. The transcript has 4 exons. The record is from RefSeq and is a predicted model, not a curated record.